This is a messenger RNA of Dalotia coriaria, 1583 nucleotides long. Its product is annotated as protein GUCD1. The transcript has 3 exons. The record is from RefSeq and is a predicted model, not a curated record. The coding region runs from base 233 to 1012 and encodes 259 amino acids. NCBI's taxonomy places the organism in Eukaryota, Metazoa, Arthropoda, Insecta, Coleoptera, Staphylinidae.
GAAGGUAAUCGAGGUAAUUGCCGUUAAGACCAUCGCAACGCUCGCGUCAAGGUCGGCCAAAACUCUCGAUUUCCUAAUCUCGCGAAUACGAAAACAAACGUGCGGCCGCCGCGCGCUCGUUACGAAAGUCAAGGAUGCGCCGACGGUAGUCCACCUUGAGUAUACAUGGACGGCGUCGAUUCCGCACAAUGCGAAACUGUAUCAGUCGCGUAGUGUAAGUGAUUCAGCAGCGAUGCGUCGCGAAUUCGCUUAUCGCGGCGUUAUCGCCAACAAGGAGAAUAGACGCGAUACGAGAGCAUCGCCGCCGCCGCCGUCAUUACCAAUGUUACGUCGUACCGUGUGGCAUGAGGUGCGCCACCACCGCCAACGCUACGCCUGGGACUGCGGACUCGCUUGCGUGCAGAUGGUAUUACCGGAACAACAUGCGCGGCAACUUGAAACAAACUUUCAUAGUAUAUGUCAAGAUGAAGGCAUAGCAAAAAGUACAUGGACGAUAGAUCUGUGCUAUAUUCUGCGCCGCUUCGCCCUCCCGCACGCAUUCUACACAUUAACUCUUGGUGCGCAUACCGGAUACAAGCAAGCAGCGUUUUACUCGUCAAUCUUCGCCAGCGAUGAAGACCGAGUCAACCGGCGAUUUGCGGAAGCGGAAGCACUCGGUUUGCGCGUGCGCCGCUCGUCAUUGACACUCGCGGGAGUGCUAGCGCGCUUGCGUCGUGGACCUGCGAUUGCGCUGAUUGAUUCGUCAAGAGUUGCGUGUCCAGUGUGUAAGCGCAAUCGGCUUUCAGUGGAACUUCGAAAAUGUUUGCCGAUUCCACUACCGGCGCCCGCCUACCUUGGGCAUUUCAUCGUACUGUGCGGAUACGAUUUGCGAUCUCGGGCUAUAUACUACCGGAAUCCUGCACGGCAUGAUCAUUAUUGUGUGAUGUCACUAGAAACUUUCGAAGAGUCACGGCGAGCAUUCGGCACCGACGAGGACAUCAUUUUCAUCGAGAACUCAAAGGUGACGUCAUGACGGUAUGCAUAUCUGCAACAUAAAGUCCAAUUAUCAUUAGAAAUAAAUUAUUUAAUAUAAGUAAGUCUCCCAUCUUGAAUUGUCGCUGCCAUCUCGAAUCUCCAUUUUUGCCGCCGCCAUCUUGAAGUCGAUGAAUUGCAUUUUAACAAUUUGAAAUUGUAUCAAUUUUUUUUUUUUUUUUUUCUUUGUUAUUGUUAUGUUACCCCAUCUACUCGCAUAUUUUGUUUUUGUUUUUUCCAUAUCAGUUAUCGUUACAAUCAUUAACAAUCAAUAUUAUCAUUAUAAAAUAUACAAUAUACAUAUAUAUGGAUUUGUUAUUCUCAAUUAAUUGCUUGUGCAAAUCAUUUUUUUGCAUCUUCACUUAUUUUUUUCAAUCUUGCUGUUUUUUUUUUUCAUUCGUCUAGAUGGGGCUAACCGAUCUUUUCAAGCUUUUUUCACAUUUUUUUUAACAAACUCAAGUCAAUUCUUUGAAAACACAAUGAAUCGUCAGUAUUAAGCGUGUGGUGUUUUUGUCUGUAUCAUGUGUACAAAAAACACAUUAAAAGUAAACCUACGCAUUCAAUAAAAAAAA